CGUCCAACAUGACUACGGGUAUCAACGUUGGAUUUAGUUUCUCUAUAAUGAUAACACUAAUUCUCAAUGGACGAAUAAUUCUUGGACUACCAAAGGGCAAUGGGCAAAUCUCUCCAACAAAGCUCUGCGAUGUGAUGCCACUGAAUAGUUACUCGUACACCGAACUGGGUAGGGUUUUAAAGGAUAUCAAGAAUAUAUUGAGCAGCAAGAGGAACUCCAUUGGAUUGAGUACAGCAAUGAAGAGGAAGACCCUACGCACGACAAAGAAGGCCGAGAAACAAGUAAAGACAUUAUCCAAACAGAUGUUACAACUGGAGUCCGGAGAAUUACUCGUCGAUGUGUUCAGAGCAUAUCUUAUUAUUGGGUGGUCGAAUCCUGGUGGAAACAAAACUCUAAAGCCGUCGUUAGAAAACCCCGGAGAAUUCUUUGAAAAAUAUCAAAACUCAAACAUAACUGAAUUCGCAUCUUAUACUUCCACAUUGCUAUCAUUUGUUAGAGAUUUACAUAAGGUAUUCAUGGUUUUGAAAAGGGAAACAUUUGACGUGGAAUUAUUCGGAGAUUUGGUCAGCUGGAUCCAAUCUUUGGAACUAAUGCAGACGAACUUGAACAAACUCAAGAAGAUUACAAAUGCCGGGAUACCAAAGCUUUUGAAUCAAUUGGAACGGACGGUCGGAUUGAUCCGAAAGUCAAUUUGUUUUCAAACUACAAUGACUGUGAAGACGACAGAUGAAACGGAAACGACGGUUGGUCCUACAACAAUACCACAAACAUCAACACAUGGUUCUGGUA
Messenger RNA from Owenia fusiformis, 789 nucleotides. NCBI's taxonomy places the organism in Eukaryota, Metazoa, Annelida, Polychaeta, Sabellida, Oweniidae. The record is from the annotation of a GenBank genome assembly.